AUGCGCUCCGUACGUUCAUCUGCAGCGCGCAGAAUCCGCACAUCUCUCACCGAGCCCACCACUUCGCCGUUCCGUACGCGACCAAGCGCAACACCGUGCAUGCUCUGCGCACAUCGCAUACCGCCCCAGACGAUAUCACGUCGAUUUCAAUCCUCCUCUUCCAGCUCGAAUAAAGUCGAAAAGCCAUUCGAGACACAGCAAUCUUCCACAGCGCAAUCGUCCCAGGUCCCACAAACACACUACGCCUUCUUCCCCAACUCCUUGCCAUCCGGCCCGCCCCCAGAAGGCCCCUUCGCCAUCGACCUCUCCGCUCUCAAGAAGGAAUUCCUCCAACUACAAGCCCGCGCCCACCCCGAUCUACAUCCACAAGCCGACAAGAAACGCGCCGAAGCCCUCUCAUCACGCAUCAACGAGGCCUACAAAACACUCCAGAACCCGCUUCUAAGAGCACAAUAUCUGCUAUCCUUACGCGGAAUAGAGGUAGCAGAAGAUGAGACAGCGAAGGUAGAAGACCCGGAGCUGUUGAUGGAGGUCUUGGACGCCAGAGAGAGCAUAGAAGAGGCAGAAAGCGAAGAAGAUCUGGUGGAGAUGCGGGAGAGGAAUGAAGAGAGGAUAGCGGAGAGUACGGAGAUAAUUGACAAGGCAUUUAAGAGGGACGAUUUAGAGGCAGCGAAGAGCGAGGCGGUUAAGUUGAGGUAUUGGGUCAAUAUCAAAGAGAGCAUUGAGAAUUGGGAGAAGGGGGCGCCGGUUGUGCUGCAACAUUAG
Alternaria incomplexa is the source of this 765-nucleotide messenger RNA. RefSeq lists its product as uncharacterized. Gene Ontology annotation, molecular function: ATPase activator activity; protein-folding chaperone binding. Lineage: Eukaryota; Fungi; Ascomycota; Dothideomycetes; Pleosporales; Pleosporaceae. The coding region runs from base 1 to 765 and encodes 254 amino acids. The transcript has a single exon. Gene Ontology annotation, cellular component: mitochondrion. The record is from RefSeq and is a predicted model, not a curated record. Gene Ontology annotation, biological process: protein complex oligomerization; [2Fe-2S] cluster assembly.